AUGAAGCUUCUCCCCAGCUUUGCCCUCCUCGUCACAACCGUCACCGCGGUUCCGGACCAGAUGCUCUUCAAUCUGGUUACGGCCUCGAACGACAGUCACAACGGCCUCUACCUGUCCACGCAGUCGAGCGGUCCGUUGAACAGCAACGCCGUUUUUCGGGAUCCAGCAAACGCGGGUACUUUUUAUCUGGAUAACGAUACUGUGCGCUUUGAGGCCCAGGAUGAGGCUCCUUGGAACUUGGCCUUGGUCUCGGGGAGCAAUGCCAGUGGUAGUGUUGUGGUGAGCGUGGCGCAAUCGUCUGGGAGCUCCGGGUUUGGGUUGGCCAAUGGGAGUGCUCUGACUACAACGAACAAUGAGUUCGGUGGAUGGCUAGUCUGCGAGGAUCGGAGCAUUGGCAGUCUUCCGGGUCUUCACUAUGUCGAUAAGAGUGUUGGCGGUGGUCUUCCCGAUGGUUGUGAUGGGGUCCAACUGGACGUCAAGUUUAAGACCUCUCCAUAG
Molecule: messenger RNA, 498 nt
Organism: Penicillium lagena
Lineage: Eukaryota; Fungi; Ascomycota; Eurotiomycetes; Eurotiales; Aspergillaceae
Exons: 2
Coding region: 1-498 (165 amino acids)
Source: RefSeq, a predicted model, not a curated record